AUGAUGGCAACGUCCCAAGACGACGCCGAGGGCCAGGCCAAGGGCGGAAGCAGCAUCUCCGGCGGCGGCGGCGGCAGCGGCAGAAUACCGUACUGGCGCCUGGUGGUUGAUCAGGCCGGCAUCACGCCCGAGGUGGCCAGGUUCCCCUAUCCCGGGUCCGGCACGGCCGAGGACCCGUACCUGGUGCAGUGGAUCCCCGACGACCCCCGGAACCCGAUGCAGUUCAGCAGCGCGACCAAGUGGUUCAUCACCAUGACGGUUGCCAUCGCCACGCUGGCCGUGACCCUCGUCUCGUCGGCCUACACGGGCGGCAUCGUUCAGAUCAUGCACGACUUCUCCAUCGGCCAGGAGGUGGCCACGCUGGGCGUCUCCCUCUUCGUCCUCGGCUUCGCCGUCGGGCCGUUGCUGUGGGCACCCCUGAGCGAGCUGUUCGGCCGCCAGGUCCUCUUCAUCGCCACCUAUGCCGCCCUCACAGCCUUCAACGCCGGCUGCGCGGGCGCCCGGAAUGCCUGGACCCUCAUGAUCCUGCGCUUCUUGGCUGGCGCCUUUGGCUCCUCGCCCCUGACCAACGCCGGCGGCACCAUCGCCGACAUGUUCCCGGCCUCGCAGCGAGGGCUUGCCCUGGCCAUCUUCGCCGCCGCCCCCUUUCUCGGCCCCGUCCUGGGCCCCGUCAUCGGCGGCUUCCUCGGCAUCACGGCCGGCUGGCGCUGGGUCAUGGGCUUCCUCGCCGCCUUCUCCGGCGCCCUCUGGAUCACGGGUUGCCUCUGCCUGCCGGAGACGUACUCGCCCGUCCUGCUCCGCAAGCGCGCCGCCGCCCUCUCCCGCGCCUCGGGCCGCUGCUACGUGAGCGCCGCCGACCACGCCCAGGGCAAGAUUUCGCUGGGCGAGUCCAUCAGGACGGCGCUGCUGCGGCCCUGGAUCCUGCUCUUCCGCGAGCCCAUUGUCCUGCUCCUGUCCAUCUUCAUGGCCAUCAUCUACGGCACCCUCUACAUGCUCUUUGCCGCCUUCCCCAUCGUCUACGUCAAGGGCCGCGGCUGGAACCAGGGCGUCGGCGGCCUCGCGUUCCUCGGCAUCAUGGUCGGCAUGCUGUUUGCCAUUGCCUACACCAUCCCGGCCAACAAGCGCUACGUCCGCAUCGAGCGCGAGCACGACGGGUUUGCGCCUCCCGAGGCCCGGCUCCCGGCCGCCAUGAUCGGCGCCGUGGCGCUCCCCAUCGGCCUCUUCUGGUUUGCGUGGACCAACGACGCCUCGAUCCACUGGAUGGUCAGCAUAGCGGCCGGCGUCCCCUUUGGCUUCGGCAUGGUGCUCGUCUUCCUCAGCAUCAUGAACUAUCUCAUCGACGCCUACACCAUCUUUGCCGCCUCCGUCCUCGCCGCAAACUCGGUCCUGCGCUCCUUGUUCGGCGCAGCCUUCCCCCUCUUCACUAGCUACAUGUACGAAGGCCUGGGCAUCCACUGGGCGUCGUCGAUCCCGGCUUUUCUGGCUCUCGCGUGCGUGCCGUUCCCCUUUCUCUUUUACCAUUACGGGCCGGCCAUCCGCGCGCGAUGCAAGUUCGCUGCCGAAUCGGCCGCCUUUAUGAGGAGGCUUCGAGAGGGCGCAGCCCAGUCGGAAGAGAAAGUGGUGGACGAAAAGGCGUCGAGCGAGAAGGACGAGGUGUCGAGCGGCGAUGGUGAAGCCACGGAGAGCGAGGAGCUGCCGUUUGAGCCGGUCACGGGGACUCUCUCCCGUCCGUCCAUCCGUACUAUGGGAUCCAGGACAUACGAGGGUAACCCGUACGACAUUGACCGGGUGAACAGUCGGCGUUCAUUUGUCGCAUGA
Messenger RNA from Hirsutella rhossiliensis, 1818 nucleotides. RefSeq names its product major facilitator superfamily domain-containing protein. Gene Ontology annotation, biological process: transmembrane transport. The transcript has a single exon. The record is from RefSeq and is a predicted model, not a curated record. Lineage: Eukaryota; Fungi; Ascomycota; Sordariomycetes; Hypocreales; Ophiocordycipitaceae. Gene Ontology annotation, molecular function: transmembrane transporter activity. Bases 1 to 1818 code for a protein of 605 amino acids.